AUGGCAGACAGCAACGAGAAGGAAAUCCAAAUCCGAACCCUAACUGGCGAGUCUAUCACUCUUCACAUCACUCCCACUGCCACCGUCCAACACCUCAAGCUUCUACUCAACCACUCUUUCUCUCCCGCCACCAAUUCCCCCAAUUUCCAUCUUUUUUUCAAGGGUAAUAAAUUGCAAUUACAUGAUGAAGUUGGUUCUUAUCUCACCCAAGGCGGUGAGUUUCUCGUUUUGGUUCCGUUCGCCAAGAAGAAAACUACUUCAACAGAGAAACCAAAUUCAGCUUUCUCUUCUCCAAAUGUUGCUUGCAAUGCUUCAACAUCGAAUCUUGCGGAUACGACAUGGUCCAAUAUAAUGGAAGAUUUGUCAGAAAUUGACCCUAAUAAUGUAUCUAAGUUUGAAAAAAAUAAAGAGAAAACUGUGGAGGCUGAAAAGGGGAUAGAGCUUCCUUAUCAUCACAUAUUGAAUACAUUGGAUUGUACUAAUGAGUGUGCUCUCGGAGAGCGUAAUUGUGAGGUUUUUUCGAAGGUUUUGGACUCGGUGAAUUGUUUAUCUGAUUUGCCUCUUGGACAUUGCCAGUUGUUCAAGAGGGCAUGUUUGAAGGGAUCUUGUGACAAUGAUGGUGGUGGAGUCACUUGCUUGUGUCCACAGUGGUUGAAGAUAGUUGUGAAGUCGUUUGCUUUCAUGAAUAUCUUUUCUGCCUUUCUUCAUUUGCAGGGUAGGAAGGUAACCACGGGUUUACUGGAACAAGCACUUGAUCAACUUGCCAAGUUUGGAGUCAAACUUGGUCUCCAUGACAUGAAGCAUCUCUCCCUUCUCUGUCCUCAUCUAGUUUGUUUUGUAGAUGACAUAGAGAAGGCAAGUUUUGGCGAUGUCAUUGUUGUAGUAACCCAUUCUAGUAACAAUGAAGAUCAAAUUGAAGAUAAUCUGAAAAGAGCUCGCAAGUCGCUCUAUGUUUCAAAGAUUGUCAAUACAUUAAAGAGAAGGGACCGUUCUUUUCGUGAAUGUCUCGGGUGGGCUUUUGAACAGUUUCAGUUUGAAAUUGGAGAUGAGAUGAACGUGAGAAUUUCCUUUGAAGAACUGCUUGCCGCAGUCAAGGACCGUGAUUUUACCCGGAAAGAAAACAAAUCAAAACGUGUAAAGAGAAGCUCAACUUCCUCAAGACCUGACAUGGACCGCAUUAGGUGUCAUGACACAAGGUCAUUAAUGGCUGUGGACAUGGUUGAACAUCUUAAGAAAGGAAUUGGAUCUGAAGGACAGAUUGUGCAUAUUGAAGAUAUAUGUGCCAGAAAAGCCAUUUACAGUGAGAUCCCAGCUGAACUAUCAGAAAAAAUGAGAUCUGCACUAGAUAAUAUUGGAGUUUCCAAAUUGUAUAAUCAUCAGGCAGAGUCUAUUCAAGCCUCCCUUGCCGGGAAGAAUGUUGUUGUGGCUACAAUGACAUCUAGUGGCAAAUCUGUUUGCUACAACCUGCCUGUUCUAGAAGAGUUGCUUAAGAAUUCAUCCUCAUGUGCGUUGUACAUAUUUCCAACAAAGGCGUUAGCUCAAGAUCAACUAAGGUCUUUGUUACACAUGACAAAAGAAUUUGAUGUCGACUUAAAUAUUGGUAUAUAUGAUGGUGACACUUCUCAUAGCGAAAGGACAUGGCUACGUGAUAAUUCUAGACUGUUAAUCACAAAUCCAGAUAUGCUACACAUAUCAAUCUUGCCCCACCAUCGGCUAUUUGGCCGGAUUUUAUCAAAUCUAAGGUUUCUGGUAAUUGAUGAAACUCAUACCUACAAGGGAGCAUUUGGAUGUCAUACUGCUCUUAUAUUAAGGAGGCUUAGGCGACUCUGCUCACAUGUAUAUGGAGCUGUUCCAUCUUUUAUAUUCUCUACAGCUACUUCUGCGAAUCCUCAUGAGCAUUCUAUGGAACUUGCAAAUUUAUCCAAAGUAGAGUUAUUUCAGAAAGAUGGAAGUCCAUCUGCAAGAAAACUUUUCAUCCUUUGGAAUCCUGCUUUGCGACCAAAAGCUAUAUUCAAUAAAACUCGGUUUUCUAUGGAUAAUGAUGUGUUUGCAGAUGAAAGUACCAAUUUUGUUCGUUCAAGCCCUAUUGUGGAUGUUUCACGCCUUCUUGCUGAAAUGGUUCAGCAUGGUCUUCGCUGCAUUGCAUUUUGUAAAUCACGGAAGCUUUGUGAGCUUGUUUUAUCCUAUGCGCGUGAGAUUCUUCACGAGACAGCCCCGCAUCUACUGGAUUCCAUAUGUGCAUAUCGUGGUGGCUACAUUGCAGAGGAAAGAAGAAAAAUAGAGAGUGCUUUAUUUGGUGGUAAAAUUUACGGUGUUGCUGCAACCAAUGCUCUUGAGUUGGGCAUUGAUGUUGGAGAAAUUGACGUCACUCUGCAUCUAGGAUUUCCUGGUAGUAUUGCAAGCUUGUGGCAACAAGCUGGUAGGGGCGGGAGGAGAGAUAGACCAUCUCUUGCUAUAUAUGUUGCAUUUGGUGGACCACUUGAUCAAUACUUCAUGAAAAAUCCUAGAAAACUUUUCGAAAGACCAAUCGAAUGCUGUCAUAUUGAUACUCAAAACAAGCAGGUUCUUGAACAGCAUUUGGUCUGCGCAGCUCAUGAACAUCCUCUGAGUGUGCAGUAUGAUGAGCAGUAUUUUGGUGCUUGCUUAGAGAGUGUUUUGAAUUCUCUAAAAGAUAGAGGAUACUUAUGUCCUGAUCUGUCUGAUUCUUCUAGAAUUUGGAACUACAUUGGUCCUGAGAAAUUACCUUCGCAAGCAGUCAAUAUCCGAGCAAUAGAAACUAUUAGAUACAGUGUAAUAGAUCAGAAAAAGAAUGAAGUCCUAGAAGAGAUAGAGGAAAGCAAGGCUUUCUUUCAGGUAUACGAAGGUGCAGUGUACUUGCGCCAGGGGAAAACCUAUUUGGUUGAAAAGUUAGAUCUAUCUAGCAAAACUGCUUUCUGUAAAGAGGCUGAUCUAAAGUAUUAUACAAAGACUCGAGAUUACACCGAUAUCCAUGUCAUUGGGGGUAAUAUUGCUUAUCCAGUUAUUAAUUCCAUCAUGUUUCCAAAAACCAAUGUGCGUGCUAAUGUAUGCCAAGUCACAACUACUUGGUUUGGAUUUUAUCGGAUUCGGAAAGGAAGCAAUCAAAUCAUUGAUGCUGUUGAUCUAGCACUUCCUCAGUACUCAUACAAGUCACAGGCAGUCUGGGUUCCUGUGCCACAAUCAAUAAAAGAAGCAGUGGUCAAGCAAAAUUAUGAUUUCCGAGGAGGUUUGCAUGCCGCUUCUCAUGCUGUUUUACACGUAGUGCCUUUACAUAUAAUGUGCAACUUGUCCGAUUUGGCUCCUGAGUGUCCGAAUCCUCAUGACAGCCGAUAUUAUCCUGAAAGAAUCUUAAUAUAUGAUCAACAUCCCGGAGGGUCUGGAAUUUCAGUACAGGCUCAACCGCACUUCACAAAGUUCCUGGCUGCUGCUCUAGAAGUGCUCACAGGUUGCCGCUGUUCGGCUGAAGUGGGGUGCCCUAAUUGUAUUCAGAGCUUUGCUUGUCAUGAGUAUAACGAGGUUUUGCACAAGGAAGCGGCCAUUAUGAUCAUCAAGGGUAUUCUAGAUGCAGAGAACUCGUAA
Lathyrus sativus (Indian pea) is the source of this 3597-nucleotide messenger RNA. NCBI's taxonomy places the organism in Eukaryota, Viridiplantae, Streptophyta, Magnoliopsida, Fabales, Fabaceae. The record is from the annotation of a GenBank genome assembly.